Gregarina niphandrodes is the source of this 1896-nucleotide messenger RNA. RefSeq names its product chromo domain protein. The record is from RefSeq and is a predicted model, not a curated record. The coding region runs from base 1 to 1896 and encodes 631 amino acids. The transcript has 2 exons. NCBI's taxonomy places the organism in Eukaryota, Apicomplexa, Conoidasida, Eugregarinorida, Gregarinidae.
AUGGCCUCCCGGGAGGGUGAGCAUGCGGCCCGAGAACCAGAGAGUUAUGAGAUUGAGAAGCUUAUAAAAAUAGUCAAGAAACGCGGCAAGGAGCUUGUUCAAGUGCGCUGGGCAGGAUACGGUGAGGACGACGAUACCUGGGAGCCCGUUGAAACAUUACCGGAUUCGGUCGCGGAGGAACUGCGAUCAUUACGAGCCAUGAAACAUAGACGGGGGCCCCCCAAAAACUUUGAAGGAGGCGGCGCUCAGGCGGCAACCAAAGCCACCGCCAAAAAGCGCGUAAGACCGAAGGCAGGAAAAUCCGCAUUCCCACAAACCGAAAAUGAACUUGUUCAGGCUCCAGCGGAGACCCCUCAUCCUCCAGCCCCUAACCCUUUGAUCCCCGAACGACAAGCGGAUACACCGGACGCGACGGCCGGGUCCGGCGCCGCGUAUAAUGACGGAGCUCACAGCAGCACGGCCCAGGUGUCUCCUUCAACCGCCCCUUCCUCGAACCAGUCUUACUCACACCCAGGGUUCGAAGAAGGCAGUCCCCAGAAAAGUACUGGCCAAGAAGCCCCAGAAAAGGCCAGGAAAGAAACCCAAAAUGCGGACUUGGACCACCCCCACCAAGACUCCGGUCACAGCCAAGAUUCAGGGAACAGCCAAGCACUAGACUCUAGUCAAGGCGAUACUCAGAAGGCUUUCCAUAGGAUAUUUUUUGGAACGCAAGAAGAUGAAACCCAAGAAGAUGGAACGCAAGAAGAUGAGCCGAAUCCAAGUGUUAAUCGGGCGGAGGGGGAAUCUCAAAAUCCAGCUCGUUCCGAAGACAUUCCAGAGUCCCAACCGAUUCAGCCCUUAGAAUCAAAGUUGGAAGAAGCAAAGGACUCUGUGUUGAAGGAUAAGCCUACUGCCGACAGUACUACUCCCGCUAGUUCGGUUCCCGGCGUCGGAAAUAAUCUGUCUAACGAGACGGGGAGUGAGGAGCCAGCGCGAAUUGAGGCAGUGGACUUGACUCUGAGUGACCCUGAGUCGAAUGCGGCCGCAAGAUCGAAUGCCGCCCCAACGUCGAACGCCACUUCGGACCCAAAUGACGUCUCGAAGCGGAAUGCUUUAGGGAACAAGCGACGGGCAGACUUAGACUCUCCCCUCAUGGAGGCAGUCGACGAGCCUCCUCGGGCCAUGCCGGCUAAUGUGGGUCAGAUGUGUUUGCCUGCACAGUUUUCUUCUGCGGUGCUGGUGCCCGCGGCAAAAUCGUGGGCGAACGCACUGGCUUCUGGAGAGCCCGCGGUGGUGAGUCAAACACCGAGUGACGCUGUGGCAUCCUCGGGUCGGGGCACUGCGGGUACCCGGGCCCGAAAGCGGGUGCGUGCGCAGACGGAAUUGGAGUAUGAAUCGUCGGAUGUGACUUCUUCAGAGUCCGAAAUCAGCUCCGACUCCUCACAGGAGGAGCCGCUAAUCACUCCCAUGCCCAAGGCUUUAUCCAAGACCUUGUCCAAACGCCGGAAACGGGCACGGACGGCGGCGACCAAGCAAGCCGCCAAGCGCCAGACUCGACCAACCCCCGCCGCCGAAACAAAGACCAGUGAAAUCGCGACUAGAGAACAACUAAUCCCCGUAAACGCGGUACAGCAAAUCGUCGAGAGCUGCUUCGACAAACUUCGCACUCCCGUCGAGUGGUACUGUCCCGAAGCCUACACCGCACACCAGUUCACCCUCAAAUACAUCAGUGGCCCUCCUCACGCUCAAAAUGAGCCACCCGUGCUGUCCGAUCCUCCCAACUGGGACAAUGUCUGGGGCUUCAUCGAAAAUCACACCAACGGCGAAAAGGCCUACCUUCCGCUCUCCGUACUCAAACAGAAAUACCAAAGCGCCCUGAUCGAAUUUUUGCUUGCACGGACCGACUUGUCGUCAUAA